AUGAAUGGUUCUUCCACUUCUCCUAUUGAAAUAAGCCUCUGGCGCACUUGGGCCCUGACUGUCACUCAUGAGGCAUGUGAAUAUACCGAACAGAAAUUCAAUGCAGAGAAGAUAGGAGGAGACCUGGUGAUACCUUCUCCUAACCUAGACACUGAUCUGGUGAUGGCUUGUGAUCAAUUGGUAGAUCGCCUCAUAAAGGCAUAUAAAAAUCCCAUUCAGAUGCAGAUCGAUAUAGCAAGAUAUAGCAAAUUGAUCUCCCCGAUGAACACCAGGAAUAAUGAAGAGAAAGAGGAGAAGUUGCUUGAGAGAUGUCCUCCUGGCCAUGAGGGGACAAAGUUGGUCGACAUACCUGCCACAAUUCUCGAUGUGUCCGGUACCAUCAUUGCAUGGUACCUCCCAGACACCCUGACAGCUGCAACCCAGAGGGAAAUUUGGGCAGCCACCAAUCUGCUCACUCUGAGUCUGGAAAAAAGUGUAAAGGUCGAUGGCAAUUGGCGAACUAAUUCGGAGUGGUUCAAACACAGCUCUGAAGAUGUUGGCUUAACUCCCGGGUGCAUGAAUUUAUCUCUGGCGUGGUUUCAACAGGGGCACAAGAAUUUGUCAGAUCCAGAGGUAUCUGCAUCAUUGAAGGGACCAUUCAGUGAGAAAAUCCUUAAGGCUAUUGCAAGGCCAGCAGCCAUCACAUCAGCAGCACUCAGGGUGAUGCAUCCAGAGCAGUACUGGGCAGGGUUACGAACCUUUGCAACCCUCAGAGAAAAGGCAGAAAGCAAGGAACUGCCACAGAUGUCUGAGACCCUCCAGUACUGGGCAUCGGUGUUUAACUCCCUCUCCAUCAUUUCCAAUCGGCAAACCCCGAAUCAUCGAGACCAUUUAUCCAUUCUGGAAUGCUUUGAUAUUCUCACCACCAUGGGGAAUUAUUCCAAUGCUCACAUUAGAUUGUUAGACAUGGGGUUCAUGAAGUGGAAGGGGAUCGGGUUGCGUGGGCAUGGUAUAUGA
Suillus plorans is the source of this 996-nucleotide messenger RNA. RefSeq lists its product as uncharacterized. The record is from RefSeq and is a predicted model, not a curated record. Lineage: Eukaryota; Fungi; Basidiomycota; Agaricomycetes; Boletales; Suillaceae. The coding region runs from base 1 to 996 and encodes 331 amino acids. The transcript is spliced from 5 exons.